This is a messenger RNA of Daucus carota subsp. sativus, 561 nucleotides long. Its product is annotated as mitochondrial import inner membrane translocase subunit Tim9. The transcript has 2 exons. The coding region runs from base 67 to 348 and encodes 93 amino acids. NCBI's taxonomy places the organism in Eukaryota, Viridiplantae, Streptophyta, Magnoliopsida, Apiales, Apiaceae. The record is from RefSeq and is a predicted model, not a curated record.
GAACAAGAGCACGGCCGAUUCAACAGAAAAACACACACAAAAACACACUCAAAAAACACACACAAGAUGGACAAAAACAUGCUAGGAGAUCUCGCCUCUCUUCCUCAAGAAGACCAAGCCAAGAUGGCUUCCAUGAUCGACCAGCUCCAAAUUCGAGACAGUCUUAGGAUGUAUAAUUCCCUGGUGGAGAGAUGUUUUACUGAUUGUGUGGACACUUUCAGACGCAAAAGCUUAGACAAGCAAGAGGAAACAUGUGUCAGACGAUGUGCGGAGAAGUUUUUAAAGCACUCCAUGCGAGUCGGCAUGCGAUUUGCAGAACUCAAUCAAGGGGCUCCCACACAAGAUUAAGAAUUGGCCUUUGAAACCUGCAUAUGAUUAAUGUAACAUUUAGCAGUAAGACUUUACUACUACUGUAUCGUGCGGCCGAAUAAUAGAGAGCAAGUUGUAGACUGGGUAUCACAGAAUUUUCCAUCUGUUUUGAGGAUGUCAAUUGUUUUAUACACUCAUUAGCUUUGGAUAUGUUAUCGCAUCAAUACCAGCAGUUAUGGUGCUUUAUCUUUU